Bactrocera tryoni is the source of this 1738-nucleotide messenger RNA. Its product is annotated as tetracycline resistance protein, class C-like. The transcript has 10 exons. Gene Ontology annotation, biological process: transmembrane transport. The record is from RefSeq and is a predicted model, not a curated record. Lineage: Eukaryota; Metazoa; Arthropoda; Insecta; Diptera; Tephritidae. The coding region runs from base 79 to 1554 and encodes 491 amino acids. Gene Ontology annotation, molecular function: transmembrane transporter activity. Gene Ontology annotation, cellular component: membrane.
ACUUGGGAUUCCAACCUAGACAGCGCAUAAACUAUUUGAUUUUUUUUUUUUCUAAGUAAUCCCUCAAACGGUAGUGUUAUGUCGAUAAAACAAGAAACAAUAGCCGCUGAAAAAUUGCAGGCAAUCGAGGAGGAUAAUAAUAGUGAAGUAGCCUCGAGUAAAUCGGAUGGAAAGAGAAAGUUUACAGUGAUAGAACCUGCAUUGUUUCUAGUUUAUAUAGCGACAGCAUUGGCCGGUGCUGUGCUACAAAAUCAAGAACUUUAUCAAACUUGUGUUGCCGUUUACGAUUACGAUGAGGAAUUGUGCGAACCCAUGUUGGGAGUUAUACCCAAAAACGCGACAUCACAAGCCAUCGAAACCCAAGUGCAACCCUAUGUGGCCAGGAUUAUUAUGGCGAGUUCGCUGAUUAACAGCGUUUUGCCCGCAUUCCUCAGUUUAUUUAUUGGACCAUGGUCUGAUAAAUUUGGACGUAGACCUAUACUUGUAGCAACCUUUGCAGCGGCAUUUCUCGGACAUCUUAUAACGUCAAUAUUGGCGGGUAUAUCUAUGGCGACACCGAUAAAUCCUUGGAUCUACGUUAUAUCAUACAUACCACCAGCACUAACUGGUAGCAACUGUGCCCUGGUAGCGAUGGCAUUUUGUCUGGUUUCCGAUGUGUGUGAUGAGGGCGGCAGAGCUAGGCGCCUGUUCUUGGUUGAGGGUGCUAUGGGUAUUGGUACACUGGUUGGUAAUUUGAUAGCCAGUUCCAUACUGGCCGCAACUGGUACUAUCGGCGUAUUCGUAAUUGCCGCGAGUAUGGAUUUGGUAGCGCUACUUUAUAUCGCCAUCUUUAUAACCGAAAGUUUGAACGUGAAACACGAAAGAACUACGUCGCAUGUACGUGAGUUCUUCAAAUUCGAUUUGAUUAAGGAUCUGGUUAAAACUUGCCUGAAACGCAGACCGCACUAUGAUCGCGGCAUCAUUUGGUGUAUUAUGUUCGCCUUAAUUUCGACAACCUUUGUGCAGCAGGGUGAGGCGAAUUUACUUUAUCUGUUUCUACGCAACAAAUUCAAUCUCACGCUGCAAGAAUUCACCACUUUCACUGCGGCCGGCAUUGGUAUCAAAAUGAUUGGUUGUGCCAUCGUUUUGGUAUUAUUGCGUGUGGUAUUCAGCGCGCCUUUAACUGUGGUGGCUAUACUUGGCUUGUUGGGUAGCUUCGCCGACAGUUUAAUACGCGCUUUGGCUGAGAAGUUUUGGCAGAUGUAUGUGGCCGCGGUUGCGGGCUUCAUGGCUGGCAUUAACAGCCCCAUGUUGCAAGCGGUACUUGCAAGUUUGGUGGACCGCACAGAAAUCGGCAAAGUAUAUGCGGUAAUUACCUCACUGCAAACACUAUCACCUUUGGCGUCGUCGCCAAUCUACACUGGUAUUUACAACGCGACAUUGGCAUCAUCUCCUGGUGCUUUCUACUUUCUCAGCUGUGGUAUCUAUGCCGCAAACUUUUUGCUCAUAACGAUUAUAUACUUUAUGCAGCGUAAGAGUAGUUCCAGAGCAACGACGGCCAAUGAGGCAGCUUAAUGACUGACAGCCCAGUUGCAUAUGUGCCUAAAUACUUCUUCGAAAUUCGAAAAGAAAUAAAUAUGUCAACUUUAAUUCAAUCUUUCUAUGGCUUUAUAAUGAGAGCGCCUGUGUAUUAUGUUUGAAUAUUGUUAAAGCGAAAAAGUUGCAAAUAUAUCUAUGUAUAGUAAAAUUGCAUAAUUAA